This is a messenger RNA of Mauremys reevesii (Reeves's turtle), 742 nucleotides long. RefSeq names its product centrin 2 (gene CETN2). The transcript is spliced from 5 exons. Gene Ontology annotation, molecular function: calcium ion binding. Gene Ontology annotation, cellular component: centriole; centrosome. Lineage: Eukaryota; Metazoa; Chordata; Testudines; Geoemydidae. The coding region runs from base 166 to 684 and encodes 172 amino acids. Gene Ontology annotation, biological process: centriole replication; mitotic cell cycle; nucleotide-excision repair. The record is from RefSeq and is a predicted model, not a curated record.
UAGGAGCGGGUCUCCAGAGCUAGGCCUUUAAUCAAUGGAAAACGUGGUUGCUAUGGCACCAAGAUAGAACUAUUGGCUUACGGGGAAGGCUGCCGUUGAUACUGGGCCCGCCCCCUUUUUUCUGUCCGGAGCGGAGGCGCUGCUCCCGCGGUACCGGCCUGCGGGAUGGCUUCCAGCUUCAAGAAAUCUACUUUAGGGGCAGUAGCCCAGAGGAAGAAGACAGGUCCUAAACUUGAACUAACUGAAGACCAGAAGCAGGAGAUCCGAGAGGCUUUUGAUCUGUUUGAUACCGAUGGCACUGGGAACAUAGAUGUUAAGGAGCUAAAGGUGGCCAUGAGAGCACUAGGGUUUGAACCCAAAAAAGAAGAGAUCAAGAAAAUGAUAUCAGACAUUGAUAAGGAAGGAACAGGAAAGAUCAGCUUCAAUGACUUUCUGGUGGUGAUGACUCAGAAGAUGGCUGAAAAAGAUUCCAAAGAGGAGAUUCUAAAAGCCUUCAAACUGUUUGAUGAUGAUGAAACUGGCAAAAUCUCUUUCAAAAACCUUAAACGUGUGGCCAAGGAACUUGGGGAAAAUCUCACAGAUGAGGAGCUACAGGAAAUGAUUGAUGAAGCAGAUCGAGAUGGAGAUGGGGAAGUGAAUGAGCAGGAAUUCCUGAGGAUCAUGAAGAAGACCAGUCUUUACUGAUAUGUUUGUUGUGGAUUUUCUUUUUAUACAGUUGGAAAUAUAUUUGGUAGGUGCAUGA